Molecule: messenger RNA, 1769 nt
Organism: Rhizophagus irregularis DAOM 181602=DAOM 197198
Lineage: Eukaryota; Fungi; Glomeromycota; Glomeromycetes; Glomerales; Glomeraceae
Source: RefSeq, a predicted model, not a curated record
AUGACGACCAAUUCCAAUACUGAUAAAUAUGUUCGAUGGAUUGAAAAAGGCAUUGCUGAAGGUUCUGGAGGAUUCAGUAUAGUAUAUCGUGCCACUUGGGAAUGUCGAGAUAUUGUUGUUGCUCUAAAAUCUUUUAAAAACGAUAAUUAUGAUGUUAUGAAAGAAAUUGUUAAUGAGAUUAAAUCAUUACGUAAAGUUAAUCAUCAUAAAAAUAUUAUUCAAUUUUUUGAUAUCACUAAAAGAAUGCAUAAUGAAGAUGAUGCAUUUUCAGAUUAUUUACUUGUUCUUGAAUAUGCUGAUAACGGUACAUUGAGGAAUUAUUUAAAAAAUAAUUUUUAUGGAUUAGAUUGGAAUUUUAAAUUACAAUUUGCCAUUCAAAUUGCUAAUGCAGUCUCUUAUAUACAUAAAAAGGAUAUUAUUCAUCGUGACUUACAUUCCAAUAAUAUAUUAGUUCAUCAAAAUACAAUUAAAUUGUCAGAUUUUGGACUUUCACGUAAGAUAGCAGAAGUAUCAUCAAAUAAAAAAAAUGUUAUCGGAAUGCUUCCUUAUAUUGAUCCACAAUAUUUUAAUGAGCAAACAGAUAGUAGUGACUGUUACUAUAAAGCAAAUAAGAAAUCAGAUGUAUACAGUGUUGGUGUACUCCUGUGGGAGAUAUCAUCUGGGAGAAUACCAUUCGAGUCUUAUAGUGAGAGCUAUCAAAGUCCAUCAUUAAUGUUGGAAAUUCUGAACGGAAAAAGAGAGAUGCCAAUUUCUGGUACACCAGUUGGUUAUGUUGAUAUUUAUAGAAAAUGUUGGCAAAAUAACCCAGAUGAUAGACCAGUUAUGCAACAAGUGCUAUCUAACCUAAGAUCAAUUAAUUUGAAUACUGCAGAAGAAAGUGAAGAAUGUGAUAAAAUUAAUGAAAUGCAAAUUGACGAAGAGUUAACAGCAACCAAUGUUGAUAAUGAAAUUAUUGUAAAUGAAUUGUAUGAUAUCAUUGAGAAAGGAUCUUAUGCUCAGCCGAUCAGAGAACAUAUAAUAUCAAGAGGCAAAAAUGAGAAUGAAAUAUUCAAUUAUUUGUCAGACAAUAAGGAUAAUUUACAAAAUGUUCUUAUUUUAGCAAUUUUUUAUAACUAUGAAAUUGGUACUAAUAAAAAUGAAAUUAAAGCUUUUGAGUUAUAUAAAGAAGCAGCUGAAUAUGAUAUUGUAGCAAUAAAUAGGCUUGGACAUUGCUAUCAAGAAGGAAUAGGAACUAAAAAAGACGAAAGUAAAGCAUUUGAAUUAUAUGAAGAAGCUACUAAAAAAGGGCAUAUUAAUUCAAUAAAUGAUCUUGGAUAUUGUUACCAAGAAGGAAUAGGAACCGAAAAAAAUGAAUACAAAGCAUUUGGAUUAUUUAAAGAAGCAGUUGAAAAAGGUGAUAUUAGUUCUAUGAGAAAUCUUGGAGAUUGCUAUAGAAUGGGAAUAGGAACUAUAAAAAAUGAAAUUAAAGCAUUUGAAUUAUAUGAAGAAGCAGCUGAAAAUAAUGAUAUUGACGCAAUAUUUAUCCUUGGGGGAUGUUAUCAGUGUGGAAUGGGAACCGAAAACAAUAAAAUUAGAGCGUUUAAAUUAUAUAAAAAAGCAGCUGACAGAGAUCAUAUUCCUUCAAUAAUUAUGCUUGCAAGAUGUUAUCAAGAAGGAAUAGGGGCUGAAAAGAAUGAAAUCGAAGCAUUUGAAUUAUAUAAUAAAGCAGCUAAAAAAAAUUAUUUAUAUUCGAUGGAUAAGCUUGGAUAUUGUUAUCAACAUGGAAUAGG